This is a messenger RNA of Anarrhichthys ocellatus (wolf-eel), 6140 nucleotides long. RefSeq names its product calsyntenin-2. Gene Ontology annotation, molecular function: calcium ion binding. Lineage: Eukaryota; Metazoa; Chordata; Actinopteri; Perciformes; Anarhichadidae. The coding region runs from base 436 to 3282 and encodes 948 amino acids. The transcript has 17 exons. Gene Ontology annotation, cellular component: postsynaptic membrane; cell surface. Gene Ontology annotation, biological process: positive regulation of synapse assembly; positive regulation of synaptic transmission; homophilic cell-cell adhesion. The record is from RefSeq and is a predicted model, not a curated record.
GGGAGCGCCUGAAUCCAUCUCUCUCUCUCUCCUCCCUGUGUGACGUCGCUCGGUCUGGUCCCGGGGUGCGCUGCUGCUCUCCAGUCCCGUCUCGGCGCCAAACCCACACUUCAGUCGCUGCCUCCGUCCGUCCACACAACCUGCGGUGCGACGCGCGCGUUACGGUGCGGCGAAGGCGCGUUGCAGGCACUCGGUGUCCAUCCUCUUCUUCAUAUUCCGCUUCUUCUUCUUCUUCUUCUACUCCACGCUGCCUGGCUUGUCCCACAUAACGGUGAACUGUUUCCACACUCUGCCUGAAGAAAGAGAGAGAGCGAACCCGAGGCGUUGACUGAGAGGGAGAGGGCGGACAGACGGGGAGACAGAGAGAGAGACAGGAGAAAAAGAAAGAAAGAAAGAGGAGAGAAGUCGCCGCGUAGCUGAAUCUCCACCGAGAAGAUGCUGAGAAUAGCCGGCGUGUUGGCUGUAGUGGCUUUGGGGUUGAGCGCCGCUCACACCAAAGUGAAUAAGCACAAGCCAUGGAUUGAGACGUCGUACCAUGGGGUGAUCACUGAGAACACUGACGUCGUUCUACUAGAUCCUCCUCUGGUGGCCCUGGACAAAGACGCCCCCAUCCCUUACGCAGGGGAAAUCUGUGCGUUCAACAUCCACGGGCUGGAGGCUCCGUUCGAGGCAGUGGUGCUGAACGGUACGUCUGGUGAGGGCCAGCUGAGGGCCCGUGGCCUGGUGGACUGCGAGCUGCAGAAGGAAUACACCUUCAUCAUCCAGGCUCAUGACUGCGGUUCAAGCUCCGGGGGCACGGAGGUCAAAAAGUCCCACAAGGCCGUGGUGCACAUCCAGGUCAACGAUGUGAAUGAGUUCGCCCCGGUUUUUCGGGAGCCCGAGUACCGAGCCGCAGUGACGGAGGGUAAGAUUUACGACAGCAUCCUUCAGGUGGAGGCCACCGACCAGGACUGCUCCCCACAGUACAGCCAGAUCUGCAACUACCAGAUCACCACCACCAACACGCCCUUUGCUAUAGAUCGCAACGGCAACAUCCGGAACACGGAGAAGCUGAGCUACGACCGCCAGCAGCAGUACGAGAUCCAGGUGACGGCCUGGGACUGCGGCCAGAAGAGAGCCCUGCACAGCGUCCCCGUCCGCAUCGACGUCAAGCCCGUCUGCAAGCCUGGCUGGCAAGAUUGGAAUAAGCGAGUGGACUAUGAGCCAGGAACGGGAAGUAAGCAGCUGUUUCCUAAAAUGCACCUGGAGACCUGUGGCGGGCCGCUGUCGUCGGUGAGGACCACCGUGGAGCUGCAGACCAGCCACAUCGGGAAAGGCUGCGACCGCGAGACCUACUCUGAGAAAUCUCUACAGAAGCUCUGUGGGGCCUCCUCGGGCAGCACUGACCUUCUGCCCGCCCCCAGCGCUGCCACCAACUGGACGGCUUCCCUGGUGACCGACAGCGGCAGGGACAGCGACUUGAUCUUCAGGUUUGACGGUCAUCAGGCGGCUAACAUCCCGGACUGGGUGGUGCCCCAGAAUCUGACAGACCAGUUCACCGUCGCAACCUGGAUGAAGCACGGACCCAGCCCCGGGCUCAGAGCCGAGAAAGAGACUCUACUCUGUAACUCCGACAAGACUGAGAUGAACCGCCAUCACUACUCACUUUAUGUCCACAACUGCCGCCUGGUGUUCCUGCUGAGGAGAGACUUCACCCAGGUGGACACCUUCAGACCGGCCGAGUUCCACUGGAAACUGGAGCAGAUCUGUGACAAGGAGUGGCAUUACUACGUCAUCAACGUAGAGUUCCCAGUGGUGACCCUCUACGUGGACGGAGUGACCUACGACCCCUACCUGGUGACUGACGACUGGCCCAUCCACCCGACACAGAUUGACGUGCAGCUCACGGUCGGCGCCUGCUGGCAAGGUGGGGAGGUGACCAAGCCGCAGUUCACUCAGUACUUCCGGGGCAGCCUGUCUGGACUGACCAUCCGACCGGGCAAGAUCGAGAGUCAGAAAGUCAUUUCCUGUCUGCAGGCCUGCAAAGAGGGACUGGACAUCAACUCCCUCGAGAGUCUGGAUAAGAGCAUAAAGUUCCACUUCAACCCGGCUCAGUCCAUCUUGGUAAUGGAGGGAGAGGACUUGGAAAAGGUGAACGCUGCUGUGAGGAAAGUUUCCUACAUAAACUCUCGUCAAUUUCCCACAUCAGGCAUCCGACGUCUGCACAUCUCCACUGCCGUCCAGUGUUUUGGUGAAGACACUUGUAUCACCAUCCCAGACAUUGAUGCGGUGGUGAUGGUGCUGCAGCCUAGUGAGCCCAGGAUAACCAUCACCGGAGUGGAGAGACUGAAUCGGCCCGCCUCCGACUUCAGGGUGCCGGGAGGCACAGCUCUGUUCAAGGACCUCCACCUCAUCAGCACAGUCACCAGAGCAGACGCCACAACACAUCACACAGCACGUCGACCCGGGGUGCAGGAGGAGAUUAUCCAUAACUUGGACUACUGUGAUAUCCUGGUGUUGGGGGAGGAGCUGAGGUCGGAGCAGGAGUCCCUCCAACUGCAGCGCAGCGCUCUGCUCGGAAAACACCUCGACGCCACUAACUCCACCUCUGGCAUUUCCAUAUAUGGUGUGGACUCCAUGUCCAACUAUGAACAGGUGAUCCGACAGGUGCGUUACUAUAGUUGGCGACCCGGACAACUGACGGACAGAAGGUUCCGCCUCACCUGCUCGGAGCUCAAUGGACGCUACACCAGCAAUGAAUUCAACCUGGAGGUGAGCGCUCUUCACAGUGCGGAAGCAAGGGAGCAUGUCAAUCACAUGGUAGCCCCGCCUCAGUACAUGCAGGUGAUCCACCAUCCGUCCAUGAUUCAAGACCUGUACCCCAGCCACGGCUCAGCCAUGCCAAGUGCCGGCACCGUGGUAAUCGUGUUGUGUAUCGCUGCUCUGGUGACGGUAGUGGUGCUGGGCAUCUACCGCAUCCACCUGACCCACCAGCAGGAGGUCAAGCUGGCAGAGACAGCUAAAGAGGCAGACGAGACCUGGGACGACUCCGCUCUGACGAUCACUGUCAACCCGAUGGAGAACCUGAAGGAGCCUCAGGCUGCAGAGGAGGAGGCCAGCGAGGAGGAGGAGGAGGAGGAGGAGGAGGAAGAAGAAGAUGAGGACGACGACGACGACGACGAGGAUGACAUCACCAGUGCUGAGUCAGACGACAGCGAAGACGAAGCGGACGUCCAGCUACCCAGGAUGCAACGCCCGAGCAACAAGGGACAGAACUGGGACAAAACAACGAUAUCUUAUUGAGACACACAUUCACAGUCACUCACACUCGCACACAAGCUGCAACACGUCCAUACUGAAACCUCAAAUCAGACGGUUGAAACAAAAAGACUAUGUGAUGUCGAUGCUCUAAAAAUGAGGUAAUAUCGCCCCCUACUGGAAGACUCCACUGAAAUACAAGGCAAUGAUUUAACCUUAGCCUGGUCAGAAAACCUCCUGUUUUAUACAGCUGAUAAAAGAUAAAUAACGUGACACUAAAACUGCUCGUCGAUCAUAUGACUUUCAUUCGUCUUAAAGGGACAGCUCGCCAAAUUCAGGGCGUCCCCUAAGAGCCGUUUUUCCUCAAAGCAUCUCUCUCCCAUUACAGUCUACACCACAGCUACAGUCUUUAGUGAAAUAAAGUUCUCUGAAUCUCAUUCUGUCGAUUAAACCCUGCACCGUACAUUCAGUUUAAUGUGUCACAUGCUCCACAGUGAGAUCUCUGAUGUCCCAUGGAAAUGCAAAAACAGUCUUUAUUUCAGAAAACUGAGUUGCAAAAGGAAAGAAACGGACUAUUUUCUUGGUUUGUAUACUUCAUGUUAUGUAUCAGUCUUUGUUCUAGCCCACGUGGCACAGCCAGGUGAUUUUUCAGAAAUAGCAUAUUUUCAAUGGUAAUCAAAAAAGAGAAGAACAACCAUCUGUGUGGUCAUGGUAAACUAGCCGAGUGGUCCGGGUUUUGGGGAAAAACGGAGGAGUCUCCUUGUAAAUUUUUGUACGCUCCUCUCUUGUAAAUAUUGAGUAUAGUAGGUGACCCCAUCCUAUCCCACGCCCCACACCCCACACCCCACUUUCUCCACCCUGAAACUGUCCUCCCCACCUGUAUACAGCACACACUCAUCCUGUAUGUACGUACAUCCCCUGAACCCUUCGCCUGCAGGAGUCUCCACUGAACUGACCCCUCAGUCCUCUGUGUUUGUUUCUCGCUCAGUGUUCAGAUCAUUCCAGCUGGAAGCGAGAUCGGCUUGUUAGGACGGAUGUGCCACUGCCUUCACAGUGACUGGGUCAGUUAAAGCUGCACUAGGUAAGACGUUCAUGGAAGGAGACAACUGUCUUAUACUGUUUAAACUAAACCACACAAUCAGAGAUGCCCAAAUGAAAUGUUCAGCAGCGGGGCUACACUAUUAGUACCACAAUCUCAGUACCAGUCAUUAAUGCUGCAUUGCAGAGGUGUGGAUUCCAACUUUCUAGAAGGAAACGUGCAGUGGACCUGUCCCUCGACAGUGGACCUGUCCCUCGACAGUGGACCUGUCCCUCGACAGUGGACCUGUCCCUCGACAAAGUCAAUAGAUGAAAAUACCCAAAUUAGAGCCAGAUUUUUGAGGCCAAUACCGAUAACUACCAAUAAUUAGUUUAAUUCAAACAGUGUGAUUAUUCUGUUCUUUUCAUUGGUUUUAUUUUUAUAAGGAUCCUUUAAAUCAAAGAUGUAAUAUAGUAAAAUAGAGAAUAUAACUAAAACACUAACAACAAAAAUAUAAGGAAAUAUUACAGUUAAAGGCUCAAAUAUUUAAAUGUAUGUAUAUGUAUUCAGCCUCUAUUUAUUUUUGAUUAUUCUAUUUAAUAAGCACUAGUAUAUAGAGCUAUAGUAAAUAGACAUUAAAGCUUAUAUUUUUAUGUUAACAAUGGAUCAAGUGUAAAAUGAGUUAUCCUUCACCUCUAAACAGCAUGUUGAUGUCUUUCACCUCCUUCUGCUUUUAUAACUCGCCGCUUCAAUCUUUUGAUUCAUUCUCUCAUCAACCUUAAUUCCAGUAGCUCUAAUAAAGCCACUUUGAGCUGCUGAGCACCAAAUAACUCACAGAUACAUUUAGCUGCUGGAGUGAGUGGAACAUUUAGCAGCUAAAGAGCUGAAUAUUUAUCCAUCAAGACAGAUGAGAGUGAAUGUUGGACUAGAAACACAACUCCAAAGCAUGCACUUUAAAUGCAACAGAGUGUCACUUUUAUGUCCUUAAUGUCCUAAAGUACACUUUGUGUCAUUUUCAUGACAAUAGUCUAAACUUUAAAGAGCUAAUGCUGCAAAAUACCACUGACACAAAAUAUGCUGUCCCAUGUUGCAAAAUACGAUAUACUAAUAGUUAUUUCUGAUGAGAAUGCACAGAUGCUUUACACCUUAUACCUGCAAGAAACUUCUAACUUUGAAUGAAAUGCAGCAUUAAUGAAAGACAUGUCGGUCUAGGGUGAUGUGGUGGUACUUAAAGCCCUCUUUAUUAGCAGCAAUUGGUGCAGAACAGAAUCACAUAAUUGUGGGAGUGAGAAACAGGUGGCAGCAUCACAUUUUACGUAAUCAGAAAAACCCAGUGGAAGGUUUCUUCACCUUGAAGUGAAAGUUAAUCUGUGGCUGUGGCCGUCCUGAAUCCAGUCCGUCUAACGUUUGAUAGCAAGGAAUCCACCAACAACACGGAGUGUAGCGACGCGUGUAAUGGCUGAAGUCACAAACACUGGAAGGUGUCCUCCUCUAACGUAGUGAGCCUCUGACAGCCGUCCUGUGGGUGUAGCUGCUGGGAGAACCUACUGUCUAUGUGUUUUGUAGCUCUAUGUUCAUGUAAAGAUCUCAUAUGUUGUUUAAGAGUUUUCCUCAUCUACUGUGACACCUGUUCUUGUGACGUCACCUCCCCCCCUUCCCCCGAACCUUUGGUGGAUUUUGCAUCAGCCCGAGCCCUAAUGUUGUCCUGACGUUUGUUUUAGAAAAGGAGGAUGAUGAAAUUAACAUGGAAACCUUGUAAAAUGUGUAAAAGUUUUUUAUUUUAGUUUUGCCUUUUUUUCUCUGGACUCUUUGGUCGGUUUUUCUUUGGAGUGGUCACUGCAGCACUUUCUGUAAAUUGGCCAAUAAAAACUUGUUUUGGAAUCUA